AUGAAAAAUUGUCAACACUUUAUAGACAACAAAGAGAUUCAGAAGGGCAUGUUUGGACUCAAAUCAUCGCAUGGUGGAUACAGUAAGGAUCCUUUAGUCUACUGCGACAUUCGAGUGGACUCACCUUAUAAGGAUUUGGUGCUCAUAAGAGGAUCACCAUUAGAAUCGAACCCUGUCCCACUCAAUGGCCGGCUGUUAUUCUCUCUUUCCCAUGAUAUGCUAGUGAAAAAGAUUUCUUUAAAACUAAUUGGUCGUUUUAAGCUGGAUUUCUUGCAGAUGGGAAGGGACAAUAAUCGUUCUGGUGUUACAAGUAUUGUAAAGGAUCAAAAAACCGUACUAGAAACCAGAUGGGAAAACCUGCUAGUUUCCUCACAAGGAAACACAGUGAUUGGAGACGAUAAGCAUUACGCUGGGGAUGCGGGUCGCCGAGAACUAGCCAAACGAUCGCUUUCCAGCCCUGUAGUGAAUCGAUUGAUCAAGAAGAAUUCAAGCCAUGUCUUGGAACUUCCGACCAACGGUGUAACGGGCACUCCCUACAAGGACUUGUAUUCUUCCUCGUCCUAUGUGUUUCAUCUACCCAAGGGUAACUACGAUUUGCCCUUCCAAGUUAUACUGCCAAGCGAAAUAAUGGAAACCGUGGAAGGUCUACAAAGUGGAUCGCUUUUAUACAACUUCGAAGCGCGGAUAGACCGCAAACGAAAAUCCAGCAGUGUCACUUCACUACUCAAGGAAGAUCUGGAAGCCCUGCACCUACACCAACCUUCAAUGACAACGUACAAAUAUCUACGCAUUUUCCGCACUUUAGCGCCCGAUGAUUUAUCGCUUCAACAGGAGAUGAGCGUCGGAGCAACGUGUAAAGACAAGAUCCAGUACGAAGUGAGUAUCCCAAGUAAAGCAAUCGCCAUCGGAGACUCCAUACCAAUUCAUAUAAGACUGUUUCCUUUCCAAAAGGGUUACAUCCUCGACAAGAUCAACGCAUCCCUAUUACAAUUCUACUUGGUACGCGACAACGCGGGCCAACCUUAUGAUGAUCAACAAGUAAUGACCAAACAAUCGCUUACAGAGUUUGACGAAUUUCUCAAUAAUCCUGACCGUCUACUUACCGACGUAACAGAGAUCAACUCGAUAUUCCAGACCCCGGACAAUCUGAAAAAAAUCACCCAAGACUGUGAUCUACGCGGUGAUCUCAUUCAAGUUCGCCAUAAGCUAGCGAUCAAGAUCGUACUCACAAGAGCGGAGGAUACUACAAAGCGGUUGGAAAUCAAAGCAAACCUCCCCGUAUCACUUUACAUAUCACCGCUUGUCGGAAUGAAAGGUCGCUUGGUGCUAUUUGACAAUGCUAACGGGAACAUUCAUUUCAGAGCGGGAGAACUGGUCCAAUUGUUCACCGACGGCAGUUCGACCCCCCAGCGCAGCACCACUCCAGCACCAGCACCAGCUCCGCCCAACUACCAGGACCGGUUAAAGGACCACCUUCUCGGCCGUGAACAACAGCCGAUGGCCAUCCACUCGGCUCCUAACUCCCCUCCGUCUCUCGCGACACCCGUAGCCCACACACGCAAGAUGACUACUUCACGCAGGUGCCGUCGUACGAGCAGAGUUGGCAAGGGGUCGCUACACACGACGAGCCCCCGCCUCCGCUCUUGCCCUAAACGCCGAGACAAGAUCCCCGCCCCCACUCAUUUCCCCGCCGCAUCGCCGUGCCCCGGAGCUGUGCGUUUUAAUCUCGAAUCGGGUUCUUUUUCUUCCAUGCGGUUGACCGAGGUAGGGGAGAAGAGGGGAGGGGUUUUUGUUUGUGUCGAUUCUUGA
Molecule: messenger RNA, 1809 nt
Organism: Torulaspora delbrueckii
Lineage: Eukaryota; Fungi; Ascomycota; Saccharomycetes; Saccharomycetales; Saccharomycetaceae
Gene: ART5
Product: Art5p
Exons: 1
Coding region: 1-1809 (602 amino acids)
Biological process (GO): ubiquitin-dependent endocytosis
Cellular component (GO): plasma membrane; cytosol; cytoplasm
Molecular function (GO): protein-macromolecule adaptor activity; ubiquitin protein ligase binding
Source: RefSeq, a predicted model, not a curated record